GUUACCACGCCACACCGCCCCGAGAGAUUUCGCGAGACGACGGAGCAUAGGGUGGUGUGCUUAAAAGGGGUUAAGAGAGAGAAAAUUUGUAGUACGUAACAAAUUUGGAGUAGAAAGUAAGAGAGAGAGAGAAAGAGACAUACUGUGUGAUGGCUGCUGCUAGUAGAGAGAAGCCUCCAGUGGAGCUGUGUAAGGGCAUCAAUGGCCUCGACAAGGUUGUUCUUCGGGAGGUUCGCGGCAGCUCCGCCGAGGUGUAUCUCUACGGGGGCCAUGUAACUUCAUGGAAGAAUGACCAUGGAGAAGAAUUGCUCUUUGUCAGUAGUAAGGCCAUUUUCAAGCAUCCAAAAGCAAUUCGUGGAGGUAUCCCUAUAUGCUUUCCUCAGUUCUCAAACCUUGGACCUCUUGAGCAACAUGGAUUUGCUAGAAACAGGUUUUGGACCAUUGACAAGGAUCCUCCCCCAGUUCCACCAAACUCUAGGGCAUUUGUUGACUUGAUACUGAAGCCCUCUGAAGAGGACUUGAAAAUCUGGCCUCACAGUUAUGAAUUCCGAUUGAGGGUAACAUUGGGACCUGGAGGAGAUCUUAUGCUAACAUCUCGAAUAAGAAACACCAACACUGAUGGAAAGUCCUUCACCUUUACAUUUGCGUAUCACACCUAUCUCUCUGUUUCAGACAUAAGUGAAGUUCGUGUUGAGGGGCUAGAAACACUGGAUUAUCUUGAUAACUUGCAGAAUAGGGAGCGGUUUACUGAACAAGGCGAUGCUAUUACUUUUGAAGGAGAAGUGGAUAAAAUAUAUCUUAGCACUCCAACAAAAAUUGCAAUCCUUGAUCAUGAAAAGAAAAGGACAUUUGUGAUUCGUAAGGAUGGACUUCCUGAUGCAGUGGUGUGGAAUCCUUGGGACAAGAAGGCAAAGGCAAUGGCUGACUUUGGAGAUGAUGAAUAUAAGCACAUGUUGUGUGUGGAAGCUGCUGCUGUGGAAAAACCUAUCAUUUUGAAACCCGGUGAGGAGUGGAGAGGAAGGCAGGAACUGUCUGCUGUUCCUUCAAGCUAUUGCAGCGGACAGCUUGAUCCUCAAAAAGUUCUUCAGGGCAGCUGAACCAUGUUUGUGCUGGCUUAUAUCAUGUACAGGUGCUCUGCUGCAAUUUAUGGUGGGAAUACAACUGCAAUCUCUGUUGAAGAUCUAUUGUUUUACAUUUCCCUUAAUAUGACAUUUUCUCUAUAUUGAAUAGAAGUUGGAUUUGAGUAGUGAAGACUGAAAUAAUAUUUGGUGUUAAGGAUAACCAUUCUGGUGCCAUGUCAGUUUAAUGGAGAUACAUGGUCAAGAUGGCGACAGAUUAAUACUGUGCUCGUAUUUUUUUUAGGGUGUAUAUCAUGGAUUAAGAGGCCUUAUCUUUCUAUACUUUCAAAGGUCAAUUCUAUAGAAAUUCUGAAUUCAUCUAAUAUGUUGAAAUAUAUACAUGUAUAUACCAGAAAAUAUUUCAUUCGCCAUA
Ipomoea nil (Japanese morning glory) is the source of this 1491-nucleotide messenger RNA. RefSeq names its product putative glucose-6-phosphate 1-epimerase. Gene Ontology annotation, molecular function: isomerase activity; carbohydrate binding. The record is from RefSeq and is a predicted model, not a curated record. The transcript has 9 exons. Bases 150 to 1097 code for a protein of 315 amino acids. NCBI's taxonomy places the organism in Eukaryota, Viridiplantae, Streptophyta, Magnoliopsida, Solanales, Convolvulaceae. Gene Ontology annotation, biological process: carbohydrate metabolic process.